CUAAGUGGCUUGCAGCAUGUGGAAAACAAAACGUUAACCUCAACGUUAACAUUAAAAAAAGUAUGAUAUGUUCCCAACACUUCGAUGCAUCAUGCUUUGUACAGCCGUCGAAAGAAAAGUCCCUUUUCUAUGCUCAAAAAAGACUGACAAAAUUGAGACCAGAUGCAAUUCCUACGUUGCGUUUAAUGUGUGACGCGCCGCAAAUGGAAGCUGUUCGUUAUAAUAAAAGAUCAUUGCCAUUAAUUGAUACGUCGGAUAUGUCAGAAUUAAUAUGCAAUGACACAUCAACUUCGAAAUUAACAUGCAAUGACACAUCAACUUCGGAAUCAACAUGCAAUGACACAUCAACUUCGGAAUCAACAUGCAACGAUACAGUGCUAUUUGCCACAUUUGGCGAUGAUAUACCUGUGUCAAAAGAAAUCCAGUCGAUCAAUACUAUAACAGCGUUACCAUCUACAUCAAAGGAUGUAACUGCUCUCUUGAAGAAACUUAAUAGUGUUGAAGAGCAAUUAGCAGCAACACAAAAGAAGUUGCUUAUGUACAAAGAGAAAGAGAAGAAAGGCGACGAAAAUGCGGAAACAAAAAUAUACCAGAUACUCGGAAAAAUAUUUACUCCGGGGCAAAUACGGAUGUUACUAAACCCGUCUAAGAAACGUAUAUCAUGGUCUCCAGAAGAUAUAGCAAGUGCUAUAUCGUUACGAUCUAUCAGUCCGAAGGCAUAUCGCUAUUUAAGGAAUGUUUUGCAGAUACCGCUCCCUGGUCCAUCAACGCUCAGAAGAUAUGCCCCAUCUCGUUAAGCUGGCGCGUAAUCAUUUCCUCGAUAAGGACUUCAACGUUAACGGAGUAAUUUUAAGUAAAAAAAGUUUAGAACGGUUGUUAGCUAUUAAUAUUAAGGAUUUGAAAGUGGCGUACAAAAUAUCUCAGUACCAUUUAGACCUGCAAGGUACUGAGCGACAAAAAGUACUCCCAGCUGUGCAGCUACUGUCUGCCACUACCGCUGCUUCAUUACGAUGGUGUGGACAAAAAGGUUUUCUCGAAAAUGUAGAGUGGGUGAAAACAGCACGUAUGAUUAAAUUGUUGAAUGACUGGUUUGAUAUAUUCAACUCAAAAUCGAUGUACGGCAACCAUUCAGGAAAAAAUGCAUAUGGCAAGAACUUAGAGGAACAAAAUGCAAUACUUCACGAAAUGACGUCUUUCAUGUACGAACUAAGAGUAGGAAAUCACAAAAGUUUGAUGUUAUUUCAGAAAGGGUUCAUCGUGAGCAGUAAUUCUUUGGAACAAUUAUUACCGUAUUUAAUUGAGAAGUAUUCCACGGCUAAUAUUGAAUAUGUCAUAACAAAUCGGUUAAACCAAGAUGUAUUAGAAAAUUUCUUUUCUUUUAUAAGAUCGAAUGGUGGUGGUGCGAAUGAUCAACCAACAGCCUUAGAUUUUAAGUAUAGAGUAAAACGCUAUAUAUUAGGAAAAUUUUCUACGACUAUUUUCUGCAAAAAUACAAAUGUCACAGAAAGCGAACGAAAUGUAUCCUGCUUAAUAUCUCCGCUUAACGAUGAUAAUUGUGAAGAGUAUAUUUUAAGUAAUAUGUUAGCGCCGUACACAAACGAAGACGAAACAACCGAUCUUCAUAUCGAAGAAGAAUUCUUAACAGAAAAUGAAAUUAAUAAUAAUAAGGAAAAUCGCGUUCCAUGCUUUAAUUCAGCAACAUAUAUUCCUACUUUAGAAGAAGAACAAAUACUAAAAUCAUUAGAUGAAAUGGAAAUUGUCGACAAUAUUGAGGAUCAAGGUUUAUUAUAUAUAGCUGGCUAUGUAGCAUAUAGAUUCAAAAGUAAACACGACACACUAGGUAUUAAAACAUGCGAACUACCAAUUGUCAAUGAUCUAGAUUGGUUACAAUUUAUUUCCCGAGGGAAAUGCAUGUACCCAUCGUCUGAUCUUUUAAAAGCUGCACAUAUUAUGAACACAGAAUUCUCCAAGUAUCACGGUUCAAAGCUUAGUAAAGACAAAUUCAUCUUCAAGAAACUUACGGAUAAAAUAGAAAUUGCAUUAAAACCUAUCGAACUGCCAAGAGAGGUCUUGCUAUGUCUUGUUAGGACAAGAACCUACAUUAGGGUACGCGAAAUUAAUCGAACCAUUGCUGUACAAAAUAGAUUUAAGAAUAAAAAAAAGAAGUUAACCAAAUUUACGAAUAAUAAAUCUUUUUCAUAGCAUCUUUA
This is a messenger RNA of Temnothorax curvispinosus, 2210 nucleotides long. RefSeq lists its product as uncharacterized. The transcript has 4 exons. Lineage: Eukaryota; Metazoa; Arthropoda; Insecta; Hymenoptera; Formicidae. The coding region runs from base 63 to 797 and encodes 244 amino acids. The record is from RefSeq and is a predicted model, not a curated record.